This is a messenger RNA of Lotus japonicus, 2388 nucleotides long. Its product is annotated as protein FAR1-RELATED SEQUENCE 5-like. The record is from RefSeq and is a predicted model, not a curated record. NCBI's taxonomy places the organism in Eukaryota, Viridiplantae, Streptophyta, Magnoliopsida, Fabales, Fabaceae. The coding region runs from base 1 to 2388 and encodes 795 amino acids. Gene Ontology annotation, molecular function: zinc ion binding. The transcript has a single exon.
AUGAAUGAUUCUGAAGAAGAUAAUUGGCUUAAUCCGUUUGAUGACGACCUUUGUAUCAUCGAUGAGGAUGAAAGUCUGAAUUCUAACCCUGUCAACGAUCCUGAGAACGAUGGGAAUGAGGAUGAAAAUUGUUUGAAGGAGGAUGAAAAUGGUUUGAAGGAGGGUGAGAAUCUGAUUGAUGUGAAUGUAGGGGAUAAUGAAGGUGGAAAUUUUGUGGAUGUCGAUGAGAUGAUUGAGACUGUACAGGACAGUCAAAAGGACUCUGAUAUAGAUGUUAAAGUCAUGAAAAUGAUUACUGAAUUGUCUGCAGACGACAUUAGAGAGUUGGAUUUUUGUUCUGAGGAGGAAGCAUGUGAAUUCUAUUCCAAAUAUGCUCGUUUCCGUGGAUUCUCUCCAAGAAAAGAUGAUGUUUACAAGGAUUCUGAUGGCAAUAUUAUCUCACGUCAGAUAGUGUGCAAUAGGGCUGGUCAAAGGCAUCAGAAGCAUAUGCAUAAUGGUGGUAGAACAAAACAACCUAAGCCUAUUACUAGAGUCUGUUGCCUUGCUAUAAUUCGAUUUCGUUGUGUUUCUAGCAGUAAAAGGUGGAAAGUUGUUUUUUUUUGCGAUGAGCACAAUCACCCAUUAACACCAUUUAAGCAUGUUCAUUUGAUUCCAAAAUUCCGGCAGUUGAGCGAAGGGGACAAAGCUCAAGGAGAUGGUAUGAACCUGGUUGGUGUGAGGACCCGCAAUAUUAUGGAGGUGAUAAUUGGCCAAAAAGGGGGGGCUGAGACUGUAGGCUUUACCAACAAGGACUUGUCCAACCACCUAGACAAGGAAAAAAGGAAGAGAAUCAAAGAUGGUGAUGCAGUUGCGGCGCUACCCUAUUUACAAGGAAAAUGUGACAGUGACCCACUAUUUUUCUUCAAGUACAACAAAUCAGAAGAAGGUAAUCUCCUUAACUUGCUCUGGUGUGAUGGCACUAGUAGACUUGAUUAUAAUGUGUUUGGUGAUGUGGUUGCCUUUGAUAGCACAUACAAGAAGAACAAGUAUAAUAAGCCUUUGGUGAUUUUUUGUGGAUACAACCACCACAAGCAAACAACUAUCUUUGCUGCUGCACUUGUUCAUGAUGAGAAAACGGAGACUUACAAAUGGGUUUUGGAAACCUUGACUGAAGAAAUGUUUAACAGACAUCCUAAGGUGGCGGUUACAGAUGGAGAUAAAGCAAUGAAGGAAGCUAUUAGAGUUGUGUGGCCGAAUACCACGCAUCGUCAAUGUGCAUGGCACAUUCACCAGAAUGCUAUAAAAAAGACUAGAAAUACUGAUUUUGCAGAUGAAUUCAAGUUAUUUGUGUAUGCUAACUUGAACCCUAACAGGUUUGGAGAGAAGUGGGAUAAACUGAUUGAGAAACAUGGUCUAGCCAACAACGAAUGGAUUGAGAUGAUGUAUGAGACAAGAGCUUCUUGGGCAAGCACCUUCAUGCAAGACAAAUUUUUUGCUGGUAUUCGUACAACGUCUUUAUGUGAAGGUAUUAACUCAUUCAUAAAGAAUUAUCUGCAUUGUAAGUGUUCUUUGUUGGAUUUUCUUUUCAAUUUUGAGCGGGCUUUGAAGAAAUACAGGCACAAUGAGUUGGUUUCUGAUUUUAAGUCUUCUUAUGGUGAGCCUGUUAUCACAACUGCACUUAGUGGCAUUGAGUAUGGAGCUGCCAAAAUAUUAACCGGGGAUAUGUUCUGGGAAGUUAAGAGUCAAAUUGAAGAUGCUCUAGGGAUAAAUGUGGAGCGUGAGGAGGUGUCCAAUAUUGUGAUGAUGAAAAUGAGAAAAAUUAGUAAUCACAUAAAAGAAUAUAUUGUGGUUUAUGAUAAGAACCAGAAAAAGUUUGUCUGUGAUUGUGGUUAUUAUGAGUAUUUUUUUAUUCCUUGUUCUCACAUAAUAGCUGGGAUGAGAAGUGAGUAUAUUGAUGAAUUUCCAACCAAUCUAGUUUCUAAGAGGUGGUUGAAAUCAGCCAAGUCUGCUCAUGUGUAUUCAAUUACAGAGCCUAGUAUUCAAUCACAGAAUUUGAAAUUGUUGCGAAAAGGAGCUAUGUCUGCCGCAUGCAACUAUCUCGCAGAAAUGGCAUGCGAAAAGGAUGAUGAAUAUGCAAGUGUAAUGGAAGGCAUUUAUAAACUGUUGAGGGAUGUUCAGAAGAGUCGCAAACCGGGUUGUACAUCAAACAGUGCAGCCUUUGAUGUGGGUGAUCCAAUUGUUGUACCGGCUAGAGGUGCCCCCAAGAAGAACAAAACUGGCACCAAGAGAAGGCAGUGCUCAAAUUGCAGGGGUAUUGGACGCACGAUUCGUACGUGUCCGGCUUUGCUUUAUUCUGAUCAAGUCCCUAAUACUGAAGGAGGUGAAUCUGCAACUGAAGGAAGGAAAUGA